Molecule: messenger RNA, 990 nt
Organism: Capronia epimyces CBS 606.96
Lineage: Eukaryota; Fungi; Ascomycota; Eurotiomycetes; Chaetothyriales; Herpotrichiellaceae
Exons: 2
Coding region: 1-990 (329 amino acids)
Cellular component (GO): mitochondrial outer membrane; lipid droplet; endoplasmic reticulum membrane
Molecular function (GO): 3-beta-hydroxysteroid 3-dehydrogenase (NADP+) activity
Source: RefSeq, a predicted model, not a curated record
AUGGGCGGCACUGUUCUAAUCACCGGAGCCAACGGCACCUUGGGCCUUGAAUUCGUUCGAGCCCUUCUUGAUUCAUACCCUGAGUACACGGUGGUCGGAACUGUCCGAGAUCCUUCGCCAAAGUCUGACCCGAACACGGCCAACCUUGUGCGAAUAGUCAAAGAACACCCAGGAGCCAAGGUGCACAUCCGAUCACUCGACCUGGGCAGGCUGGCAGAAGUGCGUAGCUUCGCAGACCAACUAUCCACCCAGAUCAGUCGAGGAGAGCUCCCACCACUCUCGGCCAUAGUAUGCAAUGCCUUCGUCUGGUCCCUGGUCUCCGGGUUGAAGUUCACAUCAGACGGAUUUGAAGCCACUUUCCAGGUCACUCACCUGUCGCAUUAUCUCUUGGUCCUGAAGCUACUGAGGAGUAUGGACAUGACCUCGGGACGUGUUGUGAUGCUGGGUUCAAUAACACACUACCCCGAGAAAGCAAACCCCAUGUCAGCCUUUCGACCAGAAAUCCCUGCAGACAUCGAAGGUCUUGCGAGGCCGAAGCCAGAUCGUCCAGGAGAGGCACAUGAUCGAGGACAACAGCGAUACGGGACGGGCAAACUCUGCAAUGUGACGUUCAUGCAUGAUUUGAACAAGAGACUUCAAGCGAAUCCAGAACUAUCGGCCUUGACGGCACUUGCAAUGGAUCCUGGCGGUCUCGCCGCGUCCAGAGCUCAAGCCGAACAGAGAAAAAGUGUCAGGAGAAUCAUGGCUGCCGUGAACUUCUGCAUGCCUCUUUUGAAGCAUUUUACGCAAAUGUUCAGACCCACAGCCGAUGCGGCGCGGGACCUUGUCGAAGUCAGUGUUGGAGCACAGUUUCAGGGAAAGAGAGGAUACUAUGUUGGCUGCAAACUAGGUGAUUCUGCUGCCAUGAGCAGAGAUCCCGAAGUUCAAGCAAGACUAUGGGACGCAUGCUGGAAAUGGGCUGGUCUCAAGUCCGAAGAAACGAUUCUCUGA